AAAUGGUGGAAAUUGUAAAAAAUGUUGGUUUGGAACGCCUGAAAAAAUUGGAAUGGCACAAAAUAUUCAAUAUGUUUUAUAUAGAACCCAUCGUUUUUGCUCUUGUGUUUUCUAUGAGCUUAUCGGGUACCAUAAUGAAAAAUCAGGUGCUCUUUCAAGCUUGUACCGUGGUCUUUGACUAUAAUGAAACCGAUUGCAAGCAACUGGGAACCAAAAAUGUCAGUGAACGUUUGAACAAAAUUGAAUCGGAGGUGCAACAGUAUGUUGCAGACUUAUUCAUGAUGCGUACAUUGCUUGAAAGUAUUGUUCCAGCUAUUUGCGGCAUUUUUAUUGGUUCUUGGUCUGAUCAAUAUGGACGAAAACCCUUACUGAUAAUAGCAAUGAUAGGAUUUUCUUGCACAUUUAUUAUAACAGCCAUUAUAUGCGAAAUAUCUUCGUAUUAUCCAGUAAAUCCAUGGUACUACAUUUUAGCUGCAAUGCCUCACUCAUUCUUAGGAGGAAACUGUGUUCUUAUGGUAGCAGGAUUCUGUUUUAUAUCUGAUGUCACUGAUACAAAGACAAGACCCUACAGAAUGAUCUUUAUAGAAGUGUACUUAUUUAUUGGUUUUACUACUGGUGCCUUACUUUCAAGUUAUUUAUAUGAAGCAACAAGUGCAACCACAGUAUUCUCGGUAUCUGCAUUUUUUAUGACUAGUGCAACGGUCUUUGUAAUUUUCUUUGUACCAGAAAGUUUACACUAUAAGGUGGAUAACGACGACAAUGAAAAAGAUAUAGAAAACAAAACCAAUGAUAUGCAGUUGAGUUGUGAUAAAACGAAAUCUACUUGUGGUAAUAUAGAAGCUGUAUUUACUCCAAAUUUGGAGAGUACAAAAAAAGUUGAAAGUAACGAAAAACCCAUAGAGGAAGAAAAACCUAAAGGCAACAAAUUUUCUAAUAUAUUCAGUUAUCAGCAUAUUAAGGAUAUGAUAAACACUUCUUUUAAGAAACGUCCUUGCUAUGAUCGCUGUAUUAUUUGGCUUCUGACUAGUGUACUUUUUGUUGGUAUUUUUAUAUUUGAUGGCGCUAUGACCGUGUUCUAUUUGUUUGUGAGGGAAAAGUUUCAUUGGACUGUACGUGAAUUUACAUUUUAUGAAACUGUUAGUCAUAUGACACCAAUGUUUGGAGCUCUGGUUGGGUUUCUUAUAUUAAGAAAGGUUUUCAAAAUGUCAAUCGUUGCAGUGGCUAUAGUGUCAUAUGUAAGUGACAUAGCUGCAAGUUUUGCAAGAGGUUUUGCUAGCGAACCUUGGCAUCUAUAUUUGGCUACCGCAUUAGGUUCCUUUAGAUCUGUGGGUCCACCAAUGUGUCGUACAAUUGUUUCAAAUAUAGUGCCUGCAACUGAUUUAGGCAAAAUAUUUUCUAUUAAAAAUGUAUUACAAUCCGUAGCACCUUUUCUAGCUGCUCCUUUAUAUACUUUUAUUUAUAAACAGUCUCUAUCAACUUUCCCAGGUCUAUUUAAUUUGGUGAGCGCUGGAUUUUAUGGAAUUGCAUUGGUAUGUUGUAUUGUUGUUCUACGGUUUAAGUAUACUCAUAAGGAACACUAUGCAAAAAUAUUGAAAUAAAUACUAAAUGGGAUAGAAAAAAUAUUUG
Molecule: messenger RNA, 1626 nt
Organism: Teleopsis dalmanni
Lineage: Eukaryota; Metazoa; Arthropoda; Insecta; Diptera; Diopsidae
Product: solute carrier family 46 member 3-like
Exons: 9
Coding region: 3-1598 (531 amino acids)
Biological process (GO): transmembrane transport
Cellular component (GO): membrane
Molecular function (GO): transmembrane transporter activity
Source: RefSeq, a predicted model, not a curated record